Molecule: messenger RNA, 1766 nt
Organism: Oryza sativa Japonica Group (Japanese rice)
Lineage: Eukaryota; Viridiplantae; Streptophyta; Magnoliopsida; Poales; Poaceae
Source: RefSeq, a predicted model, not a curated record
AUCAGACAUUCAGACUAGACUACUACUACAACCACAAUGCCCGACAAUAAUGCCAAAACGGAAGAAAAGAAAAGAAACAGCAAUGCCCAACUCGAGCUAGUCUUGUUACUAUCUUAUACUAGCUACUUCAGAAGUUUUCAGGCUCAUCCGAGUAAGAAGAGAUCGGUGAUGGGUUAUAAGUGUAGUAGCUGCCUGCAGGCGGUGGUGCUGUGGCAGUUGCUCCUGCCGUGGACGCACAUUGCGGUGGCGGCUGGCGCGAAGAGCUCGUCGCCGGCGGGGAAGCCGAAGGCCGCGGCGCCGCCGGUGGUGGCCGGGCCGGUGUCCAAGGUGGAGGACGCCACCAGGUUCCAGAUAUACUACGGCCAGAGCUUCAAAGUCGUCAAGAACAACUGGAACGGCAAGAGCUACCUUCUAAUGCAGAACACAUCCAAGAUGGCCACCAAGACCAAGUAUUGCACGGGGAGGAUUAAGUCGUUCGUUAUCCCUCUUGCCAAUUACUCCGUCGACACCACGGCUUCUCCAGUGUCAUUCUUCGAGCUACUUGGAGUAUUACAAAACUUGAAGGGGAUAACAUCUGAUCAAAUUGCCUCCCAGUGUGUGCUCCAAUCAUAUGCAAGUGGAAAUGUCCAGCUUUUUAACAAGACCGAUGCACAGAUGCUCACACAAUUUAGUGCACAUUUCUUGAGCACUACAGAUGAAGGCUGCAAUUUCGCAGCUUAUGUACCCUCUGAAGAGGGGACACCAUUGCAAAGGGCUGAGUGGAUCAAGUACUUGGGAGCUUUCACAAAUUCAGAAGAUAGGGCUAACACAGUUUAUGACGCAAUAAAGGCAAACUACUUAUGCUUAAGCAAAGCAGCUGCGAAUCUUAGCACAAGAUUCAAACCUAUAGUGGCAUGGAUUGAAUUCACACAGGGUAUGUGGACAUUUGUUAGUGAUGGUUGGAUUGUACAGGUAAUGUCAUUUGUUUAUUGCAGCACUUUGAACAUAAAACUGUCAACUAAACAAAUGAAAUGGAGACAACUCAUGCGCAUUUGGUAUUUAUGCCAUAAGCAGUAUGUCACAGAUGCAGGAGCAGAGGUUGUUGAUGCAACUAUUACUAAUAAGAGAUUCAACAAUUCUGAUCCAGAGGAUAUGGAUAACUUCCAUGCUAUUCUUUGUACAGUUGAUGUGGUCAUAGAUCAGACAUAUGCUUCAGAUCCUGCAGAGUACAAACUAUCCACAUUCUUGGAGAGCAUUAAUGUGGACCGUGACUCUUGUUUUAGUUUUGUAGCCAACCGUAGCAUAUGGAGAUUUGAUAAAAGAAUAGGAUAUUCGAAGAAACUUGAUUGGUUCGAUGGAGCUAUCUCCCAGCCCCAGUUGGUUCUUGCUGAUCUAAUAGAAAUUUUCUUUCCAACGGGGAAUUACACAACAAUUUACUUCAGGAAUCUAAUGAAGGAUGAAGGGGUCACUGAAGUUGUCCCCGAAAUGUGUAGUAGAAGCAUAUCAACACCCAUGGAGCCAACAAUCUUGCCCUGCCAGUGAUGACCUUAGAUGAAUAUGAAGACAGAGGACCUUACAGCUACUGUACCCACAAAACUAUGGCAAUUAACCACUGAGACCAUUACAGGUUGCCGAUAAAGUGAUUUGAAGUUUUAAACAAAGCAGACUAGAUUGCAUAUUUGAGAAAGAAUCAUGGUGACAAAGGACAAUGAUGUCUAAGGAAUACUAUGUAUCUAUCUCAUCAUUUGACAAUGAAAGAAUUGUUCUCAAUAUAUGAUAUUUCAAUA